This is a messenger RNA of Saccostrea cuccullata (small rock oyster), 696 nucleotides long. Lineage: Eukaryota; Metazoa; Mollusca; Bivalvia; Ostreida; Ostreidae. The record is from the annotation of a RefSeq genome assembly.
AUGAGAUAUUGAUGUCAAAUAUACUUCCAAAAUAGAGUCACAUUCGCCGGAAUACGAAUUCAAUGGGUAUUCGGCAUGUACUGUGCAGUUUUAACUUUGAUUUUUAUUUUCGUUAUGCUUAGGGUAGUCCUAUGCUUGGUUUCUCCUCACCAAUUUUUAUAUGUUCAGACAGAUCAUACACUAGAGCGAAUUUGAGGGUUUGUCCCGCUUUUAAUUUUAACUUUUCUGUCAUGGCCUUCUAUAGGUCUACUAUACGCUAUAUCUGAGUUAGAAACUCCUCUUAUUACUGUAAAAUGCAUUGGUCAUCAGUGGUACUGAGAGUAUGAAUAUUCGGACUUUGCAGUAAUUACCUACAACUCUUAUAUAGUCCCUGAAAAAGAGUUAAGCUUAGGAGAACCGCGGUUGUUAACUGUAGAUAAAUCCAUGGUGCUACCUUUUUCUGUUUGGUGUCGGGUAUUAACUACUUCGUUUGAUGUAAUUCACUCAUGGACAGUUCCGGCUUUUGGGGUCAAGUCCGAUGCUGUUCCUGGCCGACUUAGAGAGUCUAGAGUUAAAGUAGAAAUACCCGGGGUAUUUUGAGGUCAGUGCUCUGAAAUUUGUGGAGCUUUACAUAGAUUUAUGCCAAUUCGAGUAGAAGUUGUUAGGUGUCGUGUAUUUGAGCAGUGAAUGAGAGUGCUUGAGGACGUAAUAGCGUAG